Molecule: messenger RNA, 1679 nt
Organism: Panicum hallii
Lineage: Eukaryota; Viridiplantae; Streptophyta; Magnoliopsida; Poales; Poaceae
Product: AT-hook motif nuclear-localized protein 23-like
Exons: 2
Coding region: 474-1340 (288 amino acids)
Cellular component (GO): nucleus
Molecular function (GO): minor groove of adenine-thymine-rich DNA binding; DNA-binding transcription factor activity
Source: RefSeq, a predicted model, not a curated record
CGCCUCUCUCUCUCUUGCGCCCAUUGGGUUCCGGCAUCCAUCUUCCCCUUGCCUCCUUCGUCCUGCACCAUUGCCCCAUCUCUUUCUUGCCCUUUUCUCCCCCGGCCGGCGCGGCCUCCCUGGGCUCCUAGCUUUCCCCUCGCUCCCAAAAUAUAUGCCCACAAAUCCACAUGAACAAGCACCAUCAGCAAGCAGGAUGAAUUAACAAAGGAGAAAUAAAAAGAAACACCAAGCAGCAGCAGCAGCAGCAGCUUCAGCUAGCUCCUUUUUCUUCUCUCCCCACAUCCCAAAAACCAUUCUUUACUCUCCUCCAAGAAAACAAGCACCACACAAACCCUAAAGAAACACACCCGAGCAGCGUUGGCCUCUCACAUACCCCUCUCCUUCUUCCCCGUCGCCUCUACUAUUCUCAUAAUCAUCAUCACCAGCACCACAUCUUCUCCUGCGUCGCCAAUUAUUAAUAUUAUCGAAAGAUGGCAGGCCUGGAUUUGGGCACCAGCUCCUACCUGAACCACCACCACCAGCCCCUCCAUCUUCACCACGAUGACGGCGGAGCGGCGGGCUCCGACGACGGCCAGGACUCGCUGUCGCCGGGAUCGGGGGGUGGAGGUCCGCCGAGCACGGCUGGAGGAGCCGGCAUCGGGGGCGGGGAGAUCGUCGCGCGCCGCCCGCGCGGCCGCCCGCCGGGGUCCAAGAACAAGCCCAAGCCGCCCGUGAUCAUCACCAGGGAGAGCGCCAACGCGCUCCGGGCGCACAUCCUCGAGGUCGCCGCCGGGUGCGACGUUUUCGAGGCGCUCACCGCCUACGCGCGCCGCCGGCAGCGCGGCGUCUGCGUGCUCUCGGCGGCCGGGACCGUCGCCAACGUCACGCUGCGCCAGCCGCAGUCCUCCCAGACCGGGCCGGCCUCGCCGGCGGUGGCCACGCUCCACGGCAGGUUCGAGAUACUCUCCCUCGCGGGCUCCUUCCUCCCGCCCCCGGCGCCGCCGGGGGCCACCAGCCUCGCCGCGUUCCUGGCCGGGGGCCAGGGGCAGGUCGUCGGUGGCAGCGUGGCCGGCGCGCUCAUCGCCGCGGGGCCCGUGGUCGUCGUGGCCGCGUCGUUCAGCAACGUCGCCUACGAGAGGCUGCCGCUCGAGGAAGGCGACGACGUGCCCCCUCCAGCACCCCCGGGGAGCGACCAGCCGGGCGUGCCGUUCGGGAACGACCCCGCCGCGGCAGCGGCAGCAGCCGGUGGGCUUCCGUUCUUCAACCUGCCGAUGGGGAUGCCGCCAAUGCCGAUGGAUGGGAACGGCGGCUGGCCUGGCGCCCCCGGCGGCGGUGUCGGGAGGCCGCCCUUCUCUUGACGGAUCCAAUCCGGCCGGUGAGGUGCGUCGGCAAGAGCGCGCGCGCGACGAGGACAUCAUGGAUAUGUACAACAACAACCAAGUAGCAUCUAUCUCUUCAUCUCUCUCCAUCGUUCAUUCCCUUGCUUGUUCUUCUCUCUUGUGGCGCCACUGUUGUGAUCUCUGUCCGAUGUUUUUGGUGUUAACCUGUAUGGGACUUGUUGAUUGUGUUGAUUCUUGAUCAGUCGAGUGUCUCUGCUGUUAAUUCGAACCAAGUGUUGUGAUCGAGGACAUGCACUCAUAAAUUGAUCAAAAUUAGUGCUGUUGUUUAUGUCCUGGAAUCGAUGAUGUUCGAGCUCA